Molecule: messenger RNA, 606 nt
Organism: Rotaria socialis
Lineage: Eukaryota; Metazoa; Rotifera; Eurotatoria; Philodinida; Philodinidae
Source: the annotation of a GenBank genome assembly
AUGAGCAUAAGACAACUUUACUGGAACCCUGAAAAAUCUCUUUAUUUGCGAUUGGAAGAACGACCAGAACUCAUCUAUCAUCGUCUAACAAUUAAUCUAACGGAAGAUGAUGGCGAUGGCAUAGCUAUACUUAAUUGGUAUCAACGUAGUGCGAAAAUGACCGAUGGAUUCUACCAAAUUGAAAAUGUUUUUAGACACAAACUUCUAAUUGCUCGAAAAAAUAAUCGAGUCUAUGUGGGAGAUAGUAAACAACUCGGACAGAGCAUUUUUCGUAUUGAGCACGUUCAACAUCGUGAAUAUCGUCUCCGACACAAUCAAUCAAACAAAAUACUUUGUAUUUAUCAACAAUCAUUGAAUCUUGAAGCACCACUCGCACUCGACUCUCACUCUGAUCAGACAUUAAUAUUUGAACGUGUUGAUUAUAAUACUAUUGAGUAUUAUAUUUGGCCUACUCAUCAGCGAUCGACAAGAAGAAACAAAGCGCUCGAUGUUCACAAUGAUCCUCCAAGCCAUGCUGGACAGAAUGGAUCACCAGUCCAAUUGUAUGACUUUCAUGGCGGACCUAAUCAACGUUUCCGUUUGAUUGCUGUUGAUGAAAAUAUUUAA